This is a messenger RNA of Entamoeba invadens IP1, 1005 nucleotides long. RefSeq lists its product as hypothetical. The coding region runs from base 1 to 1005 and encodes 334 amino acids. NCBI's taxonomy places the organism in Eukaryota, Evosea, Mastigamoebida, Endamoebidae. The transcript has a single exon. The record is from RefSeq and is a predicted model, not a curated record.
AUGAAAUAUCUAUGGGAGUAUCAUGGCGGUCGCACAAACGAAGAAGUGACUUCAAUGUUUCAAAAAGCUCGUGACCACAAUGUCACUGGUAUUUGUUAUCACUCAGCUAGAGAUGUAGACGUCCAUGAACGAGCUUCUAAAAUAGCCCAUUCUAUGAAUCUUGAGUAUCACGCGUGGCUUAUGGUCUUCUUAAAACACGAUUCUUCAGUCGACGAAUACGCAAUAAAUUAUUUGGGACAAGACUCUCUUAACCACCCGGCGUAUGUCCCCCACUAUCACUUUUUGUGUCCUAAUAAUCCAAAAGUCCGCAGCGAUUUAUUGGACUUCACUCGAAAAGUUGCUUCCAUGCCCGACGUGGAUUACAUUCAAUUGGAUUAUAUCAGAUACCCCGAUGUUAAAAUGGGGAAAGGGUUGUGGGAGAAAUAUCACUUAACUUUUGAGGAAGAGUAUCAACCUGCUGAUUACUGUUACUGUCCCACUUGUGUUGAUUUAUUUAAGAAGAGAAGUGGUAUUGAUAUCAAAUUGGUAGAAGAUCCAAGAAAGUGCCCGGAGUGGGUUGAAUUCCGUAUCAACUGUGUCAACGAAGUUGUCAAAGAAAUUGCAGACGUUGUUCACAAAUUCAAAAAACGAGUCAGUUGUGACGUAUUUCCAGGCCCAGUCAGUGUGAACUAUGUGAGACAAAGAUGGGAAGACUGGGACGUCGAUAUGUUCUUACCAAUGAAUUACAACGAUUUCCACGGAGAAGGUGUUGAGUGGAUUGGUGAUGUAGUACGUGAUGAAAAAAUGAAGAGCGAUAAAAAAAAGGCUCUUUUAAUCAGUGGACUCUUCGUGAACGACAAACCAUCAAAGAGAGGAGAAACUAAAGACCCGGAAGAAAUGGGUCUUGACGAUAAAGAAUUGAAAGAAGCCAUAACUGUAUCUCUUAGGAAUGGAGCUAAUGGAAUUUCGAUAUACUCUUUAACAAGACUCACUGACGAGGACUGGAGAGUCUUGAAAGAAAUGUGA